CGGCGCCAAUACGGGAUGAAUAAGGCCAGCCACAUGUUCUGGUGGUGUAUGUUCACCAGCUCUCGCAGGCACCGAGUUUCUUCUCCAAUCCAUCUUCAGGCUAAACAUACGAAGAGAGUUUAGCCGGCUAGGCCAAUCAUACCUGCUCCAGCUCUGCUUCGCCAUCUUUUUGAUGAGUAGAGGCUCCCCAUCUCGGCCCUCCUGCCGGUUGAGGCCGGCAGAGUGAUGAGUGAUCGGAGUCAUGCUCGUGAGAUUGGGCUUCGUCGUUGUAGCCUCCGUCGCAGCUUUAACUCUUAAGAGAGUUAACAGUGGGGGCAGGCAUAAUAAAGACAAUGGCCAAGCAAGGGAAAGGAAGGACAAGACACACCAUUCUGAACAUGGUGAGAAAGAAGAAGAGAAGGAAGAGGUUAAAACAAUCAGUGGCAUAAUCAACUCAGCCCGGUCCCUAGACGAUGACGACGAUGAUAUGCUUUCUGAGAUUGAGAGCCUCCUGUCAGGAGACAUUGACAUCCCUAUACCAAGCGAUCGGUUCGAUGUCAAUGGACGGUCACAGUACAACGCUCACAUGGCUAAUGAGGCCGCUGAGAUAGACAGGCUGCGCAGCCUGGUGAGGGAGAUGGAGGAAAGGGAGGUGAAGCUCGAAGGCGAGCUGCUGGAGUACUACGGCAUGAAGGAGAUGGAGACCGACGUUACUGAGCUGCAGAAGCAGCUCAAGACUAAGACAGCGGAGAUCAACAUGCUCAACAACACCAUCAACUCAAUGCAGGCAGAGCGGAAGAAGCUGCAGGAUGAGGUUGCGCGUGGAGCGGUAGCCAAGAAAGAGCUUGAAGCGGCUACGAGCAAGAUUAAGGAGCUGCAGCGGCAGAUGCAGCUGGAGGCCGGCCAGACAAAAGGUCAGCUGAUGCUGCUAAAGCAGCAGGUCAUUGGAUUGAAGGCCAAGGAAGAAGAGGCGGCAAAAAAAGAAGCCGAGGUCCAGCGAAAGCUCAAGAAGCUCAAGGAAUUGGAAGUGGAGGUAAUUGAGCUCAGGAGGAAGAACAAGGAGCUUUUGUACGAGAAGAGAGAUCUCAUAGUGAAGUUGGAUGCAGCAGAAGGAAAAAUAACAGAGAGUGAUGUAGUCGCCAACGCAAGAGAAGAGAUAAACAAGCUGAGGCAUACAAAUGAGGACCUCACAAAGCAAGUGGAAGGCCUACAAAUGAACAGAUUCAGUGAAGUAGAGGAGCUGGUGUACCUGCGUUGGGUCAAUGCUUGUCUGAGAUUCGAGCUCCGUAACUAUCAGAUGCCAUCAGGGAAAGUCUCUGCACGUGAUCUUAACAAGACCCUGAGCCCCAAAUCACAGGAGAGGGCCAAACAGCUGAUGUUGGAGUACGCAGGAUCUGAACGAGGUCAGGGUGAUACAGACCUUGAGAGUGUUUCUUCAAUGCCUUCUUCACCCGGAAGCGAAGACUUUGACAAUGUUUCAAUUGAUAGUUCUUCCAGCAGAUACAGCUUCCUAAGCAAAAGGCCCAAUCUGAUGCAAAAGCUCAAAAGGUGGGGAAGGAGCAAGGAUGACAGCAGUAGUUUAGCCUCCUCAAUCAGUGGCUCUCCAAGGAGGAAACCAAGGGGGCCCCUGGAAGCUCUCAUGCUUAAAAAUGCAGGAGAUGGUACAGCCAUAACGACGUUUGGACAGAGAGAUCCUAAUGACAUCUUGGACGAGGAAAAUGUCGCAUCCUCAUUCCAAUUGAUGUCAAAGACAGUCGAAGGUUUUGCUGAUGAGAAGUAUCCUGCUUACAAAGAUAGGCACAAACUUGCAACUGAACGGGAGAAUGCAAUAAAAGAGAAGGCUGGACAAGUAAGAGCACAAAGGUUUGGCGGUGGGCAUAGUUCAGCUCUUAUUUCCUCUCCAAAAGGUGCACUUCCACCAAAACUUGCUCAGAUUAAGGAGAGAGCCCCUGCAGCUAACGCCGCAUCCAGCGAGCAAUCUAGUGACAACCAGAACAACAUCCUGGUGGUGAGCCAGUUGAAGCUCGCCAACAUUGAGAAGAGAGCAACAAGAGUCCCCAGGCCACCUCCCCCUCGAUCAACCACUGCUUCAGGGGCUACAAAUACUGCAAGUGGAGUACAAACACCACGUCCACCAGGUGCACCUCCUCCUCCACCACCACCUCCUGGGAAAACUGGUGGCCCACCGCCACCGCCACCACCUCCAGGUGCUCUACCCAGGAGUGUUGCUGGGAGUGACAAGGUACAUCGUGCACCGGAGAUUGUUGAGUUCUAUCAAAGUCUCAUGAAGCGUGAAGCAAAGAAGGAGACAUCUCUAGGAUCAGUGUCAUCCAAUGUUUCUGACGCCAGGAGUAAUAUGAUUGGAGAGAUUGAGAACAGAUCAACAUUCCUCUUGGCUGUCAAAGCUGAUGUGGAGACGCAAGGAGAAUUUGUCGAGUCUCUAGCAAGUGAGGUCCGAGCAGCAAGCUUUGUAAAUAUUGAUGAUGUCGUUGCAUUUGUAAAUUGGUUGGAUGAGGAGUUAUCCUUCUUGGUUGAUGAACGAGCAGUGCUAAAGCAUUUCGAUUGGCCAGAGAGCAAAACUGAUGCAAUAAGAGAAGCAUCUUUUGAGUACCAAGACCUGAUAAAGUUACAGAACAAGGUUUCAUCCUUUACCGAUGAUCGACAACUUGCAUGUGAGGAAGCUCUCAACAAGAUGUAUUCCUUGCUUGAGAAAGUGGAGCAGAGUGUCUAUGCACUACUCCGUACUAGAGAUAUGGCCGUCUCACGGUACAAGGAGUAUGGGAUCCCAGUUGACUGGCUGUCUGAUUCUGGAGUAGUUGGCAAGAUCAAAUUGGCAUCUGUCCAGCUCGCAAACAAGUAUAUGAAGAGGGUUGCUUCAGAACUUGAUGCAUUGCAAGGCACCGAGAAAGAGCCCAAUAGAGAAUUUUUGCUUCUCCAGGGUGUGAGAUUCGCUUUCCGAGUUCAUCAGUUUGCCGGAGGCUUCGAUGCAGAAAGCAUGAAAGCUUUUGAAGAGCUAAGGAGCAAGAUGACUACACAGACACCAGCUCCACAGAUAUCUGAAGUGUAAUUUGAACACAGGAUUCGAUACCCAUCUAGUUUGGAAAGCCAUUUUUAGUCGAUUAGCUUAAGUGUACAAAGAGAAGUGUAAAUUUCAGUGUUGCAAUGUAUAUGCUAAGAAGACAAUAAAGGUCUUCAGGUUUUGUUCAUACGUAUACCAGUUUUAGUGAAAGCGUAUACCUUUUUCAUCUGAAGGUUGUAAACUGUACACAAGCAAGUUCUUAAAAUGAAAGCUAGCAGAGAGCCAGAAAUAGUUUUGUUGGUGUUUUUGAA
Messenger RNA from Setaria italica (foxtail millet), 3309 nucleotides. RefSeq names its product protein CHUP1, chloroplastic. Gene Ontology annotation, biological process: chloroplast organization. The record is from RefSeq and is a predicted model, not a curated record. Lineage: Eukaryota; Viridiplantae; Streptophyta; Magnoliopsida; Poales; Poaceae. Gene Ontology annotation, cellular component: chloroplast outer membrane. Bases 242 to 3046 code for a protein of 934 amino acids. The transcript has 9 exons.